This is a messenger RNA of Cherax quadricarinatus, 7876 nucleotides long. Its product is annotated as transferrin-like. Gene Ontology annotation, biological process: iron ion transport. Lineage: Eukaryota; Metazoa; Arthropoda; Malacostraca; Decapoda; Parastacidae. Gene Ontology annotation, cellular component: plasma membrane; recycling endosome; extracellular region. The record is from RefSeq and is a predicted model, not a curated record.
GGCGGCCGUACAGACAGUGGUGUUGGAAGCUCCGUGCGGGAAGGACGUCUCACGCUCCUCCACAACCCAUUUUUUUUUUAAAAACUUCACAACUUCAGGAUGUCACUAACACUCUUGGGCCUGGUGCUGGUUGUUGCUGUUGCUGUUGCUGAUGGAGUUGGAGUGCGGCUGUGUGUAACACCUGCAGGAGCUACUGCCUGUAAAGGUCUUGUCGAGGACUCCUCCCCCGCCUCUCUCAACCUUGUGUGUGUCCUGGGUAAUGACAGGUAUGAUUGCCUGCAGAAAGUGAUGCAGAAGGAGGUGGAUGUGAUGGCUGCCGCUCCUGAGGAUGUCUUCUUAGCCAGGGAGCUCUAUAAUGACCAGAUUCAUGUCCUGGCAGAAACCAGACUUGCUGAAGAAAAAAAUGAGGCAUGGAGGUACAUGGGAGUAGCAGUAGUACGGAGAAAUAAGAUCAAGAGUGUAGCUGACCUGCGGGGUUCCAAGUCCUGUCACACAGGCUAUGCCAGGAAUGCUGGCUGGAACAUUCCAUUCUCCCAUCUCCUGGAGAAAGGCGAGAUAAAUUUGGACUGUACCCAAAGGAUGACUGUGGUGGAACAUGACUUAAAAGCUGCCUCUUCCUACUUUGGUCUUGCCUGCAUUCCUGGAGACUGGGCUCCUGACAAUGAAACAGACUUCAAACUUAAGAAAGCAUACAACAACUUAUGCACCAUGUGUGGGAAUCCUGAACGAUGCGAUAAUGUUGAUGAACAUGCUGGGUAUGAGGGUGCCCUACGCUGCCUAGUUGAGUCACAUGGGGAUGUUGCAUGGACCAAACUUUCUGCUGUCUCACAGUAUUUCAAAAGUAAAUCAGAGGUGUCUACAACAGACUUUGGGUUACUGUGUCCUGAUGGGCGGAUACUGGAUCUGGACACGACAAAACCUUGCCACUGGGCAGCCAGACCAUGGAACUCCUGGAUAGCAAGAGCAUCUAAUGAGAACAAGAAGGGAAUAGUGUCUGAGCUAACCAAGACUAUGGAUGCAGCAGUGCUUCCCACUGAGAGUGAAGCAUCACCUUUGAGACCUUGGGCCAAAGAUGUACUGGGUAUUAGCUCCCAGUCAGUGAUCCAUGCUCGCUCACCACCCAUCACUCCUCAUGAUUUUCUCAAGGAACCUGGCUAUGAUACGACUAUUGAACGUCUUGGGUGUACUGAGGUGCCAGUGAAGAUGUGUAUAAAUUCAAAGCUGGCUAAAGAGAAAUGUGCUGCUCUCAGUCAGGUACUCAAGUCUCGCAGGAUCCGGCCAGCAUUGGAGUGCGUAAUGCCUGCCUCUUCAGAUGACUGUCUUGCCAUGGUUUCAAGUGGUACUGCUCACAUCACAACUGCUGAUGGUGGCGAUGUGUUCAGAGGACAUGUAGAAUAUGGGCUGAUUCCUGUGCUGUCAGAGCGAUAUGGACAACUUGAUGCUUCCUACUUUGCUGUAGCUGUAGUUCAUGCCAACUCUAGUAUCACCUCUCUAAGCCAGCUUCAGGGCAAGAAUUCCUGUCACACUGGUAUUGAAAAGACAGCAGGGUGGAAGAUCCCAGUAGUGACGCUGCUUGAGGCAGGGUUGCUGAAAGCUGGGGACUGUGACUAUGCAGGGGAGUUGGGCAAGUUCUUCAGUUCCUCCUGUGCCCCAGGUGCUAAGGAUCACAAAUAUGACCCCCGCGGCACUAAUCCUGAGUCACUCUGUAGUCUGUGCGUAGGCAAUGAUGUUGGUGGGGUGAAUGGCCCGUCAUACACAGUUGGAAGAACACAAGGGUACUGUGAAAGGAGUGCUGAUGAAGCCUUCUAUGGGUACACAGGCGCCUUUAAAUGCCUGGUACAAGGUGGCGGUGAUGUAUCCUUUGUCAAACACACAACAGUGCAGGAAAACACAAAUGGAAACAAUGAAGCUGAGUGGGCUAAGAAUCUUCGAGCUUUGGAUUUCAAGCUGCUCUGCAAAGAUACUGGUACAGCAGAUGUCGUUGACUUCAAUACCUGUCACUUAGGGAGGGUCCCAGCACACAAGGUUUUGACAGGUAUCCAGUCAGACAACAUUAUGGUGGAAGAGAUAAGGAUCUUACUACUACGGGCUUCAGAAAUGUUUCCUAAAGGUCAGGAUGUCUUCACCAUGUUUGGACCUUUCCAGGGCAAACAGGAUAUUAUAUUCAAGGAUUCUGCUACAGAGCUGGUAAAUGUACGCCAAGACACCUUCCAUCAGUCACUUGAAGAAUCCUAUUACCGUGCUCUCACUGAACUGAGUACCUGCCGCCCAAAGGAAACAAAGUUACAUUUUACGAUGACAGCAGGUGCGCUAACCAGUGGCCCCUGCUGCUUUAUUCACCUGAUGGUGUGUGUAGUCUUCUUGUGGCUCAUCUCAUGCUAACUAGUAUGGACUGUGCACCCAAGAAAUGUUGUUAAUUAUGUUGAACAAGAUAUGUGAGAAUGCACUUCUGUAUUUACUAUCUUUGAGUGCAAUAAAUAUAUAAGAAUUAUGAUAUUUGUGAACUUUUGGCAAGACAGAAUGAAUGAAUGAUGGUGAGUGUUUUCUUACACAAAUAACCCACACAUAGGAGUGAGAAGCUUAUGAUGACAUUUUGGUCCAACUUGAAUCAUUUACAAAGUCACUGUGACUUUGUCAAUGGUCCAAGUGGGUGUCAACUGAAAUGUCAUUGUAAGCUUCUCUCUCCUAUGUGUGGGUUAUUCAUGUAUUGUUCCUAUCAUGGUAUUGUGCCUUUUUGUUGUCUGAUUUUUUCUGCUUUGGCAGAUGGUUGUUGAGGAAAGGGGGGGGUUUGUUUGUGUAUUUGUGGUUGCAGGGGUCAAGUCAUAACUUGGCCUGAGUGUGUGUGUGUGUGUACUCGCCUAAUUGUACUCACCUAAUUGUACUCACCUAAUUGUGGUUGCAGGGGUUGAGUCAUAGUAUGUGUGUGUGUGUUAUAGUUUUUUUUAACACUCACUCCAGCUGUCUCCCAUUGAGGUAGGGUGACCCAAAAGAAGAAACUUUCACCCUCAUUAAUUCCAUCAUUGUCUUGCCAAAUUCGUGCAGAUAUCCCUACCCCUCCUUCAGAGUGCAGGCACUGUACUUUCCACCUCCAGAACUUGAGUCCAACUAACCUGUUUCUUGGAAUUCCUUCAAGAUGUUACCUUGCUAACACUCCAACAGGCCAUCCAGUCCAAAAGGAUAUUUGCGUUCACUCCUAUCUAACAUGCUCGCACAUACCUGCUGGAUAUCUAAGCCUUUCACAUAUAAGACUUCCUAUACUCUUUUUAUCCCUCACUCCAAUCUUUCAUAGGGUGACCCCUACCCUAUCUUCCCUCCACUACAGCUUUAUACAUCCUCCAAGUCAUCUUUUCUUGCUCCACCCUCUCUAAAUGUCCAAACCACCUCAACAACCCCUCAUCAGCCCUCUGAAUAAUGCUUUUAGCAACCCUGCACCUCCUAAUCUCCAAGCUAUGAAUUCUCUGCAUAAUAGGCACACCACACAUUGCCCUCAAACACGACAUCUCCACUGUCUCCAGCCUCCUCCUUGCUGCAACAUUCACAAUCCAUGCUUCACACCCAUAUAAGAGUGUUGGUACCACUGUACUCUCAUACAUUCUCCAUUUUGCCUCCAUGGAUAACAUUCUUUGUUUCCACAGAUGCCGCAGUGCACCACCCACCUUUUUUCCUCAUAAAUACUAUGGUUCACCAUGUCUUUCAUAUACCUAUCCACCAACAAAUCCACUCCCAAAUAGUAUCUGAACACAUUCAUUUCCUUUAUACUCUCUCCUUCCAAUCUGACAUCCAGUCUUUUAUUACCUAAAUUAUUUGUUACCCUCAUAAGCUUGCUCUUUCUCAUUUUUUUUUUUUCAACAAGUCGGCCCUCUCCCACCAAGGCAGGGUGACCCAAAAAAGAAAGAAAAUCCCCAAAAAAGAAAAUACUUUCAUCAUCAUUCAACACUUUCACCACACUCACACAUUAUCACUGCUUUUGCAGAGGUGCUCAGAAUACAACAGUUUAGAAGCAUAUACGUAUAAAGAUACACAACAUAUCCCUCCAAACUGCCAAUAUCCCAAACCCCUCCUUUAAAGUGCAGGCAUUGUACUUCCCAUUUCCAGGACUAGAGUCCUACUAUAUGAAAAUAACCGGUUUCCCUGAACCCCUUCACUAAAUAUUACCCUGCUCACACUCCAACAGAUCGUCAGGUCCCAAGUAUCAUUCGUCUCCAUUCACUCCUAUCUUAACACGCUCAUGCACGCUUGCUGGAAGUCCAAGCCCCUCGCCCACAAAACCUCCUUUACCCCCUCUUUCCAACCCUUUCACCCCUCAAGGAAGGUUCCUUGAUGUUGGUGAGGGGCUCUUGAUUUAGGGAAUUGGAUCUGUGCUCCAGUUCCCCAAAUUAAGCCUGAAUGCCUUGCACAUCCCCCCCCCAGGCGCUGUAUAAUCCUCCGGGUUUAGCGCUUCCCCCUUGAUUAUAAUAAUAAUAAUCCAACCCUUUCAUGUUCACUUUAAUUUCCUUCUUUUACAUAAUCUCCCACAUUUGUCUGCCAACCUUUGCAACUUCUUUUCAGAAUCUCCUAAAAGCACAGUGUUAUUGACAAAGCAACUGUGACAACCCCCAUUUUGUAUUAUAUUCUGCAUAUUUUAAUACCAAACUUCUCCCAAACACCCUAGUAUUCAGUUUUACAACUCCAUCUAUAAAUAUGUUAAACAACCAUGGUGACAUCACACUUCCCUGUCUAAGGCUUACUUUUACUGGAAAAUAUGUAACCUACAUACAAGAAUUACUGCAUAGUUGGAAUUACAUAGAUAUUCUCAGCUUGCAGUAUGCAGUUUCCUAGGAACAGGCUUUUAUAAAUUUUAUAACAGUACUUUAUAUAAUUAAGCAAGAGUUAAAUGAAACUAGAGAUUUAAUUCAGAAUUUUUGGAUGGUAAUAUUUUUAUCCAUAAAUUAUUUAUGUAUUGAAUUUGUUACACGUGAAUCACAAAAACUAACAUAUUUUUUAUCUACUGUUUAUUCUCCCUUUUUGGCAAGCUUUUCUGGCUAAUUAUCUUAGGGGACUUUGGUGUCUAUACUUAUAGGUCUCUGUCUGGUUCCUUUAGUUCUCAUUUUACAAAAUAUAUAGUGCCAUUUUAUUAAUAAUCUCUUGGGGUCAAGGCAAUGUUCACUUAGUUACUUAGUUACCUUAGAAUAUAACUAGACACCAUACCCGGUAGUUAUACUGUGGUUACUCAAAGAUAUUGUGCCUCGGAGUGUUCAGAGAGACUUUAAAUUAAAGAUCUCUGUACUUGUAUGUAUUAGUCUAAUAUCUUUAGUAGUGGCUAGAGGUUGUAUAGGAAGCUUAUGACUUGUGUAUAGUCUCCACAUAUUACUUGAUAAGUUUUUCCAGGCAAGUGUUGAACCAUAGUACAGUCACCAUUUUGACAACUUGAGUGGGUACAUUGUUGCAGGAGUUUAUCCUGAUAGAAUAAUAAUUUCCUGUUGCCUCUCCUGCACUGAAGUUUGGUGAUACUGAAGUACUUAUAAGUCACAUUUUAAUUCUUGAAGUGGUUGGGAAUUACAUUUUCUAGUUUAGGUAUUAUAAAUGUCUUUUAUAUGAGGAUUCCUGUCAAGUAAUUUUUUUGAAGAUUUUAAUAAUUAGUGUACUUUGUGCUUCUUUUUGGCUAAUUAUUAAAAUCUUCAAAAAAAUGCUCUUAGUAGCGGUGGUGCACCCCAUGCUCUUGGUAGUGGUGAUGCACUCCAUGCUCUUGGUAGUGGUGAUGCACUCCAUGCUCUUGGUAGUGGUGGUGCACCCCAUGCUCUUGGUAGUGGUGGUGCACCCCAUGCUCUUGGUAGUGGUGGUGCACCCCAUGCUCUUGGUAGUGGUGGUGCACCCCAUGCUCUUGGUAGUGGUGGUGCACCCCAUGCUCUUGGUAGUGGUGGUGCACCCCAUGCUCUUGGUAGUGGUGGUGCACCCCAUGCUCUUGGUAGUGGUGGUGCACCCCAUGCUCUUGGUAGUGGUGGUGCAAAUAAGAUGAUCACUGAGGUCGUAGUGGAUUUUUAACAGCUUUCAUUAGGCGUAGUUAUAUCUAUUUGAUAUUCAGAGUUAUUUCAUGUUUUAAAUAGCCUAUAAAAUUCAAACAUCUUACUAUUUAAAAUGAAGUGAUUUACCAUUUACCAUAGAGUUUGUCUGAAUGUUAUUAAAUGAUCGCUUUGUGUGAAUUAUAAGUACAGUAGGUAGUUAUUUUUAUGAUUAUACAUUCAUUCAGAAUUAAAAAAAAUUGUAUUUAUAGUCUUACUGUGAGAUAUGAAAUUGUUUAUGUAACAUGAAAACUGGACCCCAGUGGAAAUAUUUCACUCUGUCUGACUUUUUUGGGUUAUCCUAGGUUCUCUACACACAUGCUGCUAUGUAUGAUAAUCUAUGUAUGAUAAUCUAUGUAACUGUAUUUGUGUAUACCUGAAUAAACUUACUUAUACAGCACAGUACUGCAUUGCACUUCUUGCAUGUAUAUCAGUAAGUUACCUGGAGUAUACCUGGAGAGAGUUCUGGGGGUCAGUGCCCCCAUGGCCCGGUCUGUGACCAGGCCUCAUGGUGGACUGGGGACUGAUCAACCAGGCUGUUACUGCUAGCCACAUGCAGUCCAACGUACAACCCACAGCCCGGCUGGUCAGGUACUGACUUUAGGUGCCAGUCCAGUGCCUGCUUGAAGACAGCUAAGGGUCUAUUGGUAAUCCCCCUUAUGUAUGCUGGGAGGCAGUUGAACAGUCUUGGGCCCCUCACACUUGUUGUGUUGUCUCUUAUCAUGCUAAUGGCACCCCUGCUUUUCAUUGGGGGGGAACGUUGCAUCAUCUGCCGAGUCUUUUGCUUUCAUAGGGAGUGAUUUUCGUGUGCAAGUUUGGUACUAAUCCCUCUAAAAUUUUUCAAGUGUAUAUAAUCAUGUAUCUCUCCCACCUGCAUUCUAGGGAGUAAAGGUUUAGGAACUUCAAGCGUUCCCAGUAAUUGAGGUGCUUUAAGUUAGUAGAGCUAUAUUAAAUUGUUAAUUCUUUAGUUGUUUCUUAUACGUAUGUAGUAUGUUCACUUUUCUACAAGCUGAUGUUUGCUAAGUCUGUAUAGAUGCUAUGGUUAUAGCUGCUUUUAUAUAUCAUUCAGUGUACUAUUUACAGUAGUUCCCAUAUUAAUACAAAUAGACCAUACAAAUGUUGAUACGAAGUGGAAUACUCUGUAUAGAUGCCAACAUAACAUUCCUCAAGUACAGUAUGGUGAUAUAGUAUACAUUUAGAUGUGAAAAAUAUGCAGCAUUUACUUGCUGACUUUUUUCUAAUUGCAUAUUUUUAAAAUUACGUAUAUAGCCAAUAGAUUUCAUUAGUUAGUGUGCUGAUAGCACUUCAGAGAUGCCUGAGGUAAAGCUAUGGAUGUAUGCCUAUGCCAGUGUGUAAUGUUUGUGUGCAGUCGUAGCACUUAAGCAUUGCAUAAGAUACAACUGAAGUUUGUUCAGUUUAAGGGGUAUUGAUGGACUGUGGGUUAUUAAGGUCACAGUUGAUCUGUAGGCAAAUGUAAAGAAUACUGUAUUUUACAUUUUUAAAACAGGGAUUAAAAUAAACUGUCAGUGUAUCUGUAUAGUGUAUAUACCUACCUGACACUGAAUGCAUCUACAGUUAGGCUACUUAAGAUGUCUAAUUACCAAUUUAUUGAUUGCUAACAUAAGUUGGUGCUUCCUGACUUUAUAAAAGGGUUUUUGCAAUGCAGUUGUUUAAAUAUACAGUAAGUAAUAAAAAUAUCGAAAUUAUAUGGAAGUGGUGCCAGAAUGUGAGUAGUUGUAUAGCUUUUUGUUACAUUUUGCUUUUUGGUAUAUUAUACAGUAUGUGUCACACCAAAAUUAAGGACAGUGUCUAAUGAAACAGAAUAAAAUGGAUUGUGC